GCGCUGCUCAUUCCACCGCCUUGAGCACGUGGCUUGUGUGGUUCCAAGACUCUCCCCUUCUGCCUUCCUAAUAAGCCUUGUCAACGUCUGCUGCGCUAAUUAGUCACUAAUUAGUCAUCUCGUCAUUCUAGCUUCACUGUUCUCUGGAGAGGGAUGGCGGCCGGUCUGUCGCUUGCGUUCUGUUCGGUAGCGGUUGCGCCCGGUGUGGCGGCAGCGGGGGGGGUGUCUGCGCGGGAGUCGUCGCAAGGCGGCGCAAGGAUACAUCGGGCAUGUGUGGUCAAGGCUGGUCAUUGUGACUUUUUGUUCUCUGACUCUUUGAUGGGGGUCUCGUCGAAGUCCAUGUCCGCUUCAGAGUCGUCCUUUUGUGGGUUGUCCAAGUUCGACGGACCAUGCUCCUCUUCUCGACUGGAAGGCAGGAGAUCGUCUCGAGCUAGGCUUACCCCGAGGGCAAGGACGAAAGAAGUCUCAAGCCCAGUUAAGAAGGGAAGCGCAUCAACUGUGAGACCCAGAGUGGGAAUCAAUGGCUUUGGACGGAUCGGAAGGCUUGUGCUGAGAACUAUUAUGGAGAGGGGAGACAUGGAAGUUGUUGCUGUCAAUGAUCCUUUUGUGAUGACAGAGUAUAUGGCUUACAUGUUCAAAUAUGACUCGACCCAUGGACCAUUUCGUGGAGAUGUGAGAGCUGCUGACAAUGAAACGCUCAUAAUUGAUGGACACCGUGUUGCUGUACACAAUUGCCGGAACCCGUCAGAGAUUCCUUGGGGCGAAUAUGGAUUGGAUUUUGUCAUCGAAGCCACUGGCGCUUUCACAACUCUCGAGAAGGCAUCUGCACAUUUAAAGGCUGGCGCACAAAGAGUGGUUAUCACUGCACCUUCGGCGGAUGCACCUAUGUUCGUUGUCGGUGUGAAUGAAAGAUCUUACUCUCCGGAAAUGAGCAUCGUGUCAAAUGCUAGCUGCACCACCAACUGCCUCGCUCCAAUUGCCAAGAGGACAGUGGACGGGCCGUCUGCGAAAGACUGGCGCGGUGGAAGAGGUGCUAGCCAAAACAUCAUUCCGAGCUCCACGGGCGCUGCUAAGGCUGUCGGUAAGGUACUCCCAGAGCUGAAUGGAAAGCUCACGGGAAUGGCAUUCCGCGUUCCCACACCUGACGUCUCGGUCGUUGAUCUGACUGUGAGGUUGAAGACGCCAGCAUCGUACGAGAUGAUUAAGGCAGCGAUGAAGAUUGCAGCAGAGGGUCCCAUGAAGGGAAUUUUGGGGUACACUGAAGAUGCCGUUGUUUCAACAGAUUUUGUUGGGGACAGCAGGUCCAGUAUAUUUGAUGCAAGUGCAGGGAUAUCUUUGAGUGACACUUUCGCGAAGGUUGUUGCUUGGUAUGACAACGAGUGGGGUUACAGCUGCCGUGUGGCGGACUUGAUCAAGCACAUUGCCAACGUUGCUGCUCAUGCGCGAACAGCGAACUGAUAGAGUAUGCGGUAGCACUCAUGUUUGCAGCGGAGCGAUGUCAGUUUUCCGGGUCGUCAGGGUCUUCCGUCCACUUUGCGCUCGUGGCAUAUGUCCGCCAAAGACAACCAAUCUGUUCAACUGUGUAGCCCAUGGUCUGCUCCACUGCCCUGGUACAAGAGUGCACGUCUGUGGUACAAGACUGCACCUUGUGUCAUCCCGUUUUAUCUCUUCCAGGUCCUCAUACACGAUUUGCGUACGAUAGGUUGGUCGCAUCAGUCAGGACUCGGGAGUAGCGUGUUCAUCUCCCCUCCUUCCUCGAGAUGGGUUAGCUUUUCCACCUGCCACAUUUUUUGCAGGAAAUGCAAUGAAUGUGGCAGGUAGAUUCUGAGAUAUGCCUUUGAUCAGUGGGUUGGCGCCAUUUUGUGGGAGUGUGUUUUGGGUGAGAAAGGCGUGCGGACUUUGCAGAGGAUAACUUAACAUCAGUGGAGGGGGGAACAAAUUAUGGGCUGUGUAGUGGACACUCUGGCGAGUCAUGGUUACUGGCGCAAACAGGUGGAUGAUGCCAUGAACAGAGUAUCAUGGCAUGAAUAAUAAAUAUUGAUUCCGAAGCAGUGGAUAAAGAUUCACUUGCAUGGUUUUACGGUCAGGUACUUUUUUGGAACAAAUGAACGAUGUGGGCGACAGCUCGUCUGACGUAGGCACAUGAGAAGCAACAGCUGGUUGUGUGGGCAUCUACUGGUAAUCUAGGGCAUCUACAUCAAGCCCUUGACAGUGCCUGUCGGCAUUCUUUUUUCUUUUUUUUUUUUUUCUUUUUUUUUUUUUGGAUCACAUUGAUGCUGUGGCUUCUCGGCAUUUUUAAAUAUGACAUUUGUAGUUUCUGAUUUUUUUGGGGGGGGUCACACCUAUUCUUUGGUCUUCAGAUGACUUGCGACAUUGUUCUUGGGUGCGAGGAAUGUCGUUAGAGACUGCUCCGGCGUUUUGGAAUAUAGGGAGAGCACUGAGCAGAGCAUUUUGGGGGUAGCCUGAGAGCAGGCGUACCUUCUGUUGGGCACGUAGCAACAGCUCCAAAUUUUUGACCUCUUUGUAUCACAAGCUCAUGGCAUAGCAUUUUGGGGGUAGGCCGACUGCAGGCCUACCUUCUGUCGGGCAGGUUGCGACAGCUUGACAGCUCCAAAUUUCUGACCUCUUUUGUCUCACAAGCUCAUAGGUCAUGUUGAGGUGAUGGUGAAAUUGCACUCAGAAACAUGCAACAUCCGAUAGCAUUCACUUGGACAUAUCCAAAGGUCGGUCCACAGGGACCUAUCAUACAUCGUGACAAGACAUCAAUCCUAUCAAUUCUUAGCCAGAUACAUCCGCAAUCAAUUACGUAGGAAGGCAAUCCGAAGUAUGGGAGAUGGAGGAAAAGAAAGGACAGGGACCGAGAAGAUAAGCGAGAGAAUAUACGAAAAAAAAAAAAGAUGAAGACGAGUAAACACGGCAUCAAAGUCUUUCUCCCGAACGUGACUUGCUAGAGUAGGCUCAAAAAUAAGAGAAUGAAUAACAUAGCCUGUA
Chara braunii is the source of this 2991-nucleotide messenger RNA. The record is from the annotation of a GenBank genome assembly. NCBI's taxonomy places the organism in Eukaryota, Viridiplantae, Streptophyta, Charophyceae, Charales, Characeae.